Messenger RNA from Ziziphus jujuba (common jujube), 2193 nucleotides. RefSeq names its product phenylacetaldehyde reductase-like. The record is from RefSeq and is a predicted model, not a curated record. Bases 1014 to 1988 code for a protein of 324 amino acids. Lineage: Eukaryota; Viridiplantae; Streptophyta; Magnoliopsida; Rosales; Rhamnaceae. Gene Ontology annotation, molecular function: oxidoreductase activity, acting on the CH-OH group of donors, NAD or NADP as acceptor. The transcript has 7 exons.
GAGCAAGAAGAGUAGCAAAGGAUGAGUGGAGGAGGAAAGGUUGUGUCUGUGUAGCAGGAGCUUCUGUGUUCAUAGCUUCAUGGCUGGUGAAGCUCUUAUUACAAUGUGGAUAUACUGUCAAAGCCUCUGUUCGGGACCCAAAUGAUCCUAAGAAAACAGAACAUUUGCUUUCUCUUGAUGGAGCUAAAGAAUGACUUCAAUUGCUUAAGGCAAAUUCACUAGAAGAAGAAUCAUUUGAUUCUCUAAUUGAAGGGGUGAAGGUGUUUUCCAUACAGCAUCUCCCGUUAUGAUAUUGUGUAGAAAAUCCAUUUUCUGUAAGAAUAAAAAUAUAUUUAUAGAUGAAAAAAACCAAAAACGGAGGUAUUUGAAGUACCUCUUUUUGGUUGCAGUGUCGUUAUUUUUGUUGCUGUUGUUUGUUUUUGCCCCACCUGCUCUCUUGAAACUGUGAUUGGGCAAAUCCCACCCACUUGACCUACAAUCUUUCCUCAAAACAUUAAUUUUUUAAAAUAUAAAUAAUAAGCACAUGUUGACUCUCCUACGCGCUAACCAUUGGAAUGGACCAUCCAUGGACUGCCAUGUGGCACAAUUUGAGGUCCCACAUUUCCACGUGGCAAUGCACUUAUUAUUAUCAAUGAGCACAAAUUCCAUAGAAUCUUCAAUGAAUAAUCCAAGCAAAAACGUGACGAUCAGAAAAGCUAAACAAAUGAUGCUCUCCCUACUAGCAACUAUACAACCAGAGAGAUAAAGACAGAAAAUGCUUACGGUCUUUGCAGAUGGUCAGCAAAGGCCAAACCAUUAGGAGGGUUUUCUGUCUCUUUCUUUGAUAUAAUAGUUUAUGGACUAGUUUAUUUAUAUAUAGUCCAGCAUUAUUUUUUUAUUUUUUUUUCCCCAUUCAUUAGCAUUUUUUUAAUAUUUUUCUGGGUUUCCAAUGCUACUCAUAGUCCCUUUAAUCCCUUCCCUCAUUCCUGCACAAAAACUGCAAAGCAGGUAUAGAGCUAGGAGAGAGGCAAAGGAUGAGUGGAGGAGGGAAGGUGGUGUAUGUAACAGGAGCUUCUGGGUUCAUAGCUUCAUGGCUGGUGAAACUCUUAUUACAACGUGGAUAUACUGUCAAAGCCUCUGUUCGGGACCCAAAUGAUCCAAAGAAAACAGAACACUUGCUUUCUCUUGAUGGAGCUAAAGAAAGACUUCACUUGCUUAAAGCAAAUUUACUAGAAGAAGGAUCAUUUGAUUCUCUAGUUGAAGGGUGUGAAGGUGUUUUCCAUACGGCAUCUCCCGUUAUUAUUUCACCUAGUGAUCCUGAGGCUGAAGUAAUUGACCCUGCAGUGAAGGGAACACUGAAUGUUCUAAGAUCGUGUGUAAAAUUUCCUUCUGUGAAGAGAGUAGUUGUAACAUCUUCCAUGGCUUCACUUACAAUCAAUGGGAAACCUCUCACACCUGAUGUGGUAGUUGAUGAGACAUGGUCUUCAGAUCCUGCUGUUUGUGAGGAGUUGAAGAAUUGGUAUGCACUUUCAAAAACUUUAGCUGAGGAUGUUACUUGGAAGUUUGCAAAAGAAAACAAGAUUGACGUGGUCACCAUGCAUCCAGGGUUUACUAUUGGUCCUUUCUUACAGUCAACUCUUAACGUGGCAGCAGAGAUUGUUCUGAAUCAUAUAAAUGCAUCACAAACCUUAGCGAACAUGGUUUAUAGGUUUGUUGAUGUUAGAGAUGUAGCAUAUGCACAUAUUCAAGCAUUUGAAGUAGCUUCAGCAAGUGGAAGAUAUAUUUUAGUAGGAACUGUUAUGAACAAUGUUGGGACUUCAAAGAUUUUAGAAGAACUAUACCCUGAUUUGAGCCUUCCUGAAAGAUGGGAAAAGGAAAAACCUCCUUUGCCAAUCUAUCAUGUAUCCAAUGAGAAAGCAAAAGGUUUGGGCAUUGACUUCAUUUCGUUGGAAGUGAGUCUCAGAGACAGUGUUGAAUGCUUCAAGGAGAAGGGUUUUCUAAUCAUGUAAAUUAUGCAAUUGGCAGGGGAUAUGAUAUGGUGGAUUUAAUUACAAAUAAGACAUAUAUAUCCUUGUUUUCAUCAUCCUAAUAUUUCUGUGGGUCUGUAACUUGUUAAUAAAACAUCUUCAUUUGGGCCAAAUCUUCCAACAAUCAUUGAAGGAAAAUAAAAAUUGCUACAAGUUUUCUGACCCCACUACAAGGUGGUGGGUACAA